This is a messenger RNA of Portunus trituberculatus (swimming crab), 696 nucleotides long. RefSeq lists its product as uncharacterized. The coding region runs from base 25 to 564 and encodes 179 amino acids. Lineage: Eukaryota; Metazoa; Arthropoda; Malacostraca; Decapoda; Portunidae. Gene Ontology annotation, biological process: nucleotide-excision repair; double-strand break repair via homologous recombination; DNA replication. Gene Ontology annotation, cellular component: site of double-strand break; DNA replication factor A complex; chromosome, telomeric region. The record is from RefSeq and is a predicted model, not a curated record. The transcript has 2 exons.
GCAUUCAACACUACGCGCCAAGGAAUGAACUCUAAACACACCCACUCACACACUACCAUACAAACAAGGUCCACCAUGGCAUCUCGUGGCAUUGACAUACACCUCCUCCCUCACCGCAAACUGUACAUCGGCGAGCUAACAGAGAAGAACGGCACUUUUUACAUUGACGGCAAGACAGUGAAGCACGUGGACAUUUUGGGCACCGUUACUAGCAUUCUCCGCAAAGCUAGACACACCACAAUGAUGCUGGAUGACAACACCGCCACAAUUACCUGCAUUAGAUUCCACGCGGAGGAGGAGGAGGAGGAAGUGGAGGAGGCUAGAGUGGAUGAAGACAAACAAGAGGACUUUUCAAUGUUUGUGAAGCGCGUUACACAGAAAUGGCAGAGGAGAGUGGAGCACGGUGAUGUGGUGAAUGUUCUAGGGCGUGUUGAUGUGUAUAAGGGUCGUUGGCAGGUGGUGGUGUCCUCUGUGGUGGUGGUGGAGGACAGUAAUGCAGAGUGGUUUCGUUUGAAGGAGAUCGAGGCGCAGCGGAAAGCUCUAAAGUUGAAUGUGAGGUUCUGAUUUGUGGGUUAUUGGUCUUUAUCUUCUCUUUUAUUCUAUUUCUCUCUUUUCCUUCCUAUUUGUAUCUCUUCCAUUUUUUUUCUCCUCUUAUCUUCUCUUAUUCAUUCAUCUUCUUCCUCCCUAUAUUUCUCU